CGUAGACCACGGAACCAUAGAAGCAGAUUUUUGUCCGUACACUGAAUCCGUACCCGAACCUGAGAUCAACUCGGCGCCCAAGAUCGAGCCUCCAUGGACGAAGAUCCUUUUCUCCGGCAGUACCAGCCGUCGGAACUCAAGAUCGCGUCGGAAUUUCUGACGACCUGGCUUCCUUUCCUUUCUAGAGAUCUCUGCAAGGACUGCGUGCACGUUCUCUCCAAUCGGAUCCGCUCUCUAGACCCAGGAGGAACCAAUACCAAUGUGGAUGAUGGGAAGUCGGCUGGAAGUUCGGAAAACGGUGGAGAUUUGGAUACUCAUUCGUUAGGAAGUUGGAAGGAUGGUGGAAGCAAUAUUUCAGAAUCUGUGGCAGAAACUUCAUCAAGUGCAUUGAUCUCCCAAUCACCUGUUGCUGAAACAGCAAGUCCUAGAAUGUCUUGGGCUGACAUGUCGCAGGAGGAUGAGCUUGAAGAAGAGGAGGAACAAAGGGAAGGAGGAGAAUCGGGUGGACAGGCUGCCGAUGCAAGUCUGUCUCCAGGGGACUUGCCUGUGACAAAGACUCCUGAGAAGCCCAAGUUGUCUAGGGAACAGAGAGAAAAUAUACGGCUCACGAAUGUGAAGAGAAAGAAAGAUUUCAUAUGUUUAGAAAGAGUUAGAGGGAGGAUCGUUAACAUCGUUGAUGGGCUUGAACUGCAUACCGGUGUUUUCAGCGCAGUGGAGCAGAAAAGGAUUGUUGAUUUUGUGUAUGAACUGCAAGAGAAGGGACGGAAAGGAGAAUUGAAAGAGCGUACGUAUUCUGCUCCACAGAAGUGGAUGAGGGGCAAAGGACGUGUGACACUUCAAUUCGGUUGUUGUUACAACUAUGCAACAGACAAAGCUGGAAACCCACCUGGGAUCCUCCAACAUGAAAUGGUGGAUCCAAUUCCUCAUCUUUUCAAGGUGAUGAUUAGAAGGUUGGUUCAAUGGCACGUGCUCCCUCCAACUUGUGUGCCGGAUAGUUGUAUCGUCAACAUAUACGAAGAAAGUGACUGUAUACCGCCUCAUAUUGACAACCAUGACUUUGUCCGACCAUUCUGCACCGUUUCAUUCCUCAGUGAGUGCAAUAUACUAUUUGGGUCAAACCUAAAGGUUGAGGGCCCUGGUGAAUUCUCAGGUUCAUUUGCAAUACCACUUCCCGUCGGAUCAGUUCUCGUUUUGAGCGGUAAUGGCGCUGAUGUGGCUAAGCAUUGUGUACCCGCAGUUCCCACAAAUAGGAUAUCAAUCACAUUCAGGAGAAUGGAUGAAUCAAAACGGCCGGCCGGGUUCGUCCCUGAACCGGAUUUGCAGGGGAUUCAACCACUGCCCUAUGAACCAAACGCAACGAGUAGCUUAAACUCAUCGAGAUUCAGCCACAACGGUUACAACAGAGAAGCGGGUUUGCGGAGAGAAGAAAAGCCAGUGGCGAGGGAUUACCAUCCCGAGAGAGGCAAUCCAUCUUAUGAAUCUCGAGAGUGGUCUACUCAGAGAAGAAGAAGGCCUGGACCUCAAAACCAUGGGAGGAACAAGGUGAAGAAUACACAAUCCUAAAUCUUUUUUUUUUUUAACACAACCAAACUAAAGUUCGUUUCUCUUGUCCUCAUCAUUGGAGUCUCAUCCGCAUUGAACUGCCGCUUCUUGUUUUUUUUUUUUUACUGAUGGUAUAUUCUUUUUUUCCCUCAUUUUUUUUUACCAUUGAGUCAUUUCUUAUUGUGUAAAAUAAUUUAUGUUUUUUCAUAGUUUGAUACGAGUUUCUUAAAACAUGUACUGGAUUUGGAGCUCUACCAUGUGAUGUUGUUGUUCAUGGAGAAAAUAAUGUUCUCUCCCUUUUUUUUUGUA
This is a messenger RNA of Tarenaya hassleriana, 1851 nucleotides long. RefSeq lists its product as uncharacterized. Lineage: Eukaryota; Viridiplantae; Streptophyta; Magnoliopsida; Brassicales; Cleomaceae. Gene Ontology annotation, molecular function: demethylase activity; mRNA binding. The record is from RefSeq and is a predicted model, not a curated record. Gene Ontology annotation, biological process: mRNA catabolic process. The transcript is spliced from 6 exons. Bases 94 to 1563 code for a protein of 489 amino acids.